Molecule: messenger RNA, 2633 nt
Organism: Ixodes scapularis (black-legged tick)
Lineage: Eukaryota; Metazoa; Arthropoda; Arachnida; Ixodida; Ixodidae
Product: 17-beta-hydroxysteroid dehydrogenase type 6
Exons: 5
Coding region: 314-1462 (382 amino acids)
Molecular function (GO): oxidoreductase activity
Source: RefSeq, a predicted model, not a curated record
AAGUGUCGCUACUCUGAAGGUAUUUAGUGGCUCUAGGCUGCACACUGCAGACCUGUCUCAACUCUCAACAGUCUGGGACCUGGAACUGAUCGCCUCGCCGGCAUUUUCACUUGCCGAGUUGGCAGCCGAAAAAAGCGCUGCAUGAGUGAAUGAAUGAAGUAGAGGUCCUUCAAUCGAGCGGCGGCUUGCGCCAUCUAUCAAAUUUGGCCGAACAAAAGCGUCUCCAUGACGUCAGCGAAACUCGCAAAGCGAGAACCCAUGCCAGACCGCAUGCCCCGUUAAAGCGGCAAACCUUUUCCCACGACAGGAGGCCAUGUUCCGCGAGGUCACGGCCUACCUCUUGGCCCCCGUGGUGGCCUUCCUCGCCCUGCGGCUGCUGCCCGUGAUGUGGACGCCCCUGUGGUACGCGUCCGCCGUGGUGGGCAUGAGCGUGCUCUGUUUUCUCGCCCUGGGGCGCUGCCUGCACCGGCUCCUCCCCAACGGCGUCGUCUCGGCGUCGGGCAAGGCCGUGCUCAUCACUGGCUGCGACACCGGCUUCGGGCACUCGCUGGCACUACGUCUGGACAGGCUAGGCUACCAGGUGUUCGCAGGAUGCCUCUUUCCUGACGGAGAAGGUGCUAAAGGCCUCCGCAAGGAAGGCUCGGCCGCACUGCACGUCGUCCGACUCGACGUCACGAAGGACGACCAUUUCCGUGAGGCUCUGGACUACGUGAAGCACAAUCUGCACGGGAAUGGGCUCUGGGCCGUCGUGGCCAACGCCGGCGUGUUCUUGGCAAUGGAGCUGGAGUGGUGGUCCAUGGAGGACGUGCACCGGACCUUCGACGUGAACGUGUACGGAUGCCUGCGCGCCAUCAAGACCUUCCUGCCGCUGCUUCGGCAGUCCCGAGGGAGGGUGGUGCUUACGGCCAGCUACGCGGGACGAGUCACAACGACGUGGCACAACGUGUACUGCAUGACCAAGCACGCCGUGGUGUCUCUGGGCGACGGGCUGAGGAGGGAAGCGGUCAAGUGGGGCAUCUCUGUGUCCCUCAUCGAGCCCACCUAUUACAGAACGGCCAUCAUACCGACCGCAGAGGCGAUCCUCAAGAAGUGCAAGGAGGUGCCGCAGGAGGUCAUGGAACUCUACGGCGAGAGCUACGUUCACGACAUGACCACCCGCUUCCUGGAAGCAGUGGACCUGAUCGCUCGAAACGACACCGGCGAAGUGAUCGACGCCCUCGAACACGCCGUCUGCUCCCAGUACCCGAAGGCAUCGUACAAGUGCGACGGCUUCCUCCGCUGGCUCGUCACGGUGGUGGGUAUCUGCCUGCCGUCGGUGCUGUUCGACGUCGCCGACUACAUGCUCUACACGGGACACACGACCGGCAAGGACGGAAAGCUCGUCAGGACACGCGGGUUCCUUGGCGCCGUCGCCGGAAGACUCAAGGACAUGUUCUUGACCAGCUGGGCGAAGCAACGCUGAUUGUACCAGGACCGCGCCCUCCAGUCUUCGUGAUGCCGACGUUGUGUCUGUGAUACACUACUGUGGAUGACGUGUGCUCACUCGAGUUCCGUGCACCAUGUUGUGUUGUGUCGUGGCCUGCUCGGAUCAUCAUUAGCCAGCGGAAGCCUGGGGUGUCAAUGGCUCAGCAUCGUGCAGCGGGGAUGUGUCUUCCAGGCGUGGUGUGCGGACCGUUGCACCAAGAAUGAGAUGGCGCGAGAACAACUGCUUGAUUUUCCACGUCAUCUGCUCGAGCGAGGGACACAGGUUGGACACCCGUGCUGCAGGUCAGCGGUCGGCUCGGAUUCGUUUUCUCACUGAUCGAUUAACACGAGGGGAGCGCGGCGUGUCCAAUCCUGCGCUGGCCUCGAGCAGGUGACGUCAAUCAAGCACUGCGGCCUCGUUAUCUAGCAGGUGUGUGACUGGGAGACGAUUCUGAAACUACCUUAUGUCUGAGACAACCGGAGAGCACAAAAUGUGCAACGUCAUGGCGCUUGUGGCAAUCAUCAUUUCUAUAUGCGUCUGACCCUACUUGUGGACCCAGUUAAAUCUAAAGGCGCAAUAACAUAGUACUUUUUGCCUACUUUUUUUUUUCUAAGAUUUUGGUAUAAUUACAUCUGCCUUCCACCGGCGCUCGCUAUCGUUCAUGUGGCGCUUGCUGUGGCAUAUAGUGAACAGUUCGCGUACACAAUUGUGGGUGCUCAAGGCCAUGGCCUCCCACAUAGGAGGCUAUUUCAAAGCGCACGGGGCCCAUAGCUUUGUCUUCAUUGCCACACAUGGUUCACUUGCUCAAUGGGGAUUGACGUGACAAAGUGAAAUAUCGCGUAUAUUUUUACCAGCUUUCUGUGAUAACCACAUCCACUGUGCAGAUGCUCAUAGAUAUCGCAAAAUGAAUCCUAACAAAGACAAGCAGGAACUUGUAUCGUUCCCUACCUGGCUCUUUGGGAAACUGUUUUGCACGGUAACGCGCAAGAGACUGAAAAAUUGGUGGCAUUAUGCCAUCACUGCUGGUACACCGUCGUGAGCAACAACGUUUCAAAAAUAGUCUUUCUUCUUUUCUUUUUACCUGGAGGCGCGCCGAAAUACGCACAGUGGCGUAUAUAAUGUUGAACCUGUUGCACACAGUGCUAUUAAAUGCAUAGGCAAGACAGGA